Messenger RNA from Tachysurus fulvidraco (yellow catfish), 2490 nucleotides. RefSeq names its product AAR2 splicing factor (gene aar2). Lineage: Eukaryota; Metazoa; Chordata; Actinopteri; Siluriformes; Bagridae. The coding region runs from base 150 to 1310 and encodes 386 amino acids. The record is from RefSeq and is a predicted model, not a curated record. The transcript is spliced from 4 exons. Gene Ontology annotation, biological process: spliceosomal tri-snRNP complex assembly.
GGGGGACUCUUAUUGUGACAUGUUUCUGGCUUUUGAGCCGAAAGUUUACGUUAAGUCCGCGUUAAUAAAGUUGAACGCGUCGUUUUUACAGCUCUAACUCAGGACGCAGUGGAAUAAACUGAGGAUGAUGAUGAUGAUGUUCCUCAGAGAUGUCUGAAGCUGAGAUGGACCCAGAUGUGGCAUUAGGACUCUUUGAAGAAGGAGCCACUUUGGUUCUCCUCGGUGUUCCUGAAGGAACCGAGCUGGGUCUGGACUAUAAGACCUGGGGGGUGGGUCCACGCUUCCGUGGCAUUAAGAUGAUCCCUCCAGGUAUCCACUUCCUCCAUUAUAGCCCGGCUAAUGCUAAGAGUCAGGGCGGAGAACUGGGUCCUAAACGUGGCGUCUUCCUCUCGCUGAAACCUCGCGAGAUCCUUUUGGCUCACUGGGACAAAGACGAGGAGGAUUUGGACUUUUCUAUGUCAGAGAAUUCAGAAGAGGUUUCUCGUGUGAGAUCCAGCCUCCGUGAGCUCGAUUCCUAUCUGGGGCCGUAUCCGUAUGACACUCUGAGGAAGUGGGUGUCUCUGACGGAUAAACUGAGCCAGGAUGUGGCGAGCGCGCUGCAGCCUCUGAGCGGACGCGUGUGCGCCUUCAGCGACGUGGUUCCCGAACUGCAGCUGACGCACACCAAAGACAGAACCGAGCAGAACCUUCCUCGGAACGACACGGAGUGCCGGAGCAUGAAGGAAGGACUGGAUAGGCUUCCACGCAUGAAGCAGAGGGAAGGAACGGAAUUCCGCUUCUCUCACAUCCCUCAACAGACGUAUCCUCCAGGAGCCACGCCCGCUCAGAUCACACAGUGCAGCAUGGACCUCAGCUACGCCCUCAACCAGCUGCUUGAGAACAACUACAAGGAACAGCCGCUCAACGUCCUCGGCGAGUUACAGUUUGCCUUCGUGUGUUUCCUCAUUGGGAACGUGUAUGAGGGGUUUGAGCACUGGAAGCAGCUGCUGCUUCUCCUCUGCAGGAGUGAGGAGGCCAUGAGACAGCGCUCUGAUCUUUACCUGGGCCUCAUCAGUGUCCUCUACCACCAGCUCGGUGAAAUUCCUCCCGACUUCUUUGUUGACAUCGUGUCUCAGAACAACUUCCUAACCUCCACGUUACAGGAUUUCUUCCAGUUUGCCGGUUCUCCAGGCGUCAACACUUCUCUCAGAAAAAGAGCAGAGAAGUUUAAAGCUCAUCUGACCAAGAAGUUCCGCUGGGAUUUCGAGGUAGACCUGGACGAGUGUGCUCCGGUGGUGGUGGAGCUUCCAGAAGGAGUCACGCUGGACUGAAGCUCACACGACGUUCUGAGAAACAUCAGAGAGAUUUGAACAGAGACGGUAAAGUGCCGGAGAGGACGAAGGUUCCUGGUUCACGCACGGACGUGACCGAUCUUUCAUCCUUCAUCAUCGUUAUCAAUGUUAUUGUUAACGGUGAAAGGUGCACUUAUAGCAGAAAAGUAAUGUUUUGGCUAGAAAUAAAGUGUGAAAUUUUUUUUUUUUUUUUUUUUCCAAGUUGGACUGAAGAUAAUGUUAAUUAAGGGAAGCUCAUAGCCACCAGUUUAAUGUCUCCUCAAGCAGCUUUGUGGAGAUGUUUAUUCUCUUAAACACAAUCACUGAUGUGGUUUCUGACUGUUUUCUUAUAAAAACAUACUCAGUCCAGUAAAGCUUCAGUGGUGAACACUACACCAGUGCUUCCCUUACAGAAAAGGUCUCAGUACCAGGUAGAACCCGGUUAGGAUGACGAAAACCAUUAAGUACCAAGAGGAACCCUUGACGAACAUUUAUUUUCUCAGAGAUCACGGAGCUCCCGACAGGUUCUAGAGAUCACAGACAUCAGUGAGUGAUCAUUUGGACGCUUACCCAGUAAAUACAUCCUGUACUUAGAAAUCAGGGUUCUAGAGUUCGUUGGAUAAUUAAGCGUUAGACUUCAUUCUAAUCGGGGAAACAUUUAGCUGUAGUUUUCUACACCCGACCUUUAAGGUUUCCUGGCAGGACCAACUGAAGAGUCUUUGGAGAACAUUGUAGCUUAUUUUAUUUGCAGCUUCGAGCAAAACGGAACAUUUAAAAGCCCUCGAAGAACUCUGUAGAACCUUAUGAUAAUGUUUUCCCCUCAGAAAGGGUUCAAACACAGGGGAUAACUACCUCUAAUUACCCAAUGAGCCUUAAAGAACCCUCCAAGAUCUACAACCAAGAGCCACGUCUUAAAACGAGUCUCCGUCUUUCCAAAACGUCUGGAAGAUGUCGAAUCAUGAAGGUUAUGAAAUGUGAGGAUUUAGACAUGCUAAUCUGUUGGCUAUAAGCUGUUCUUGUUAGCUACAUUAGCAUCUGUCACAUCUAAUCACGUCUGAUUCGUAAUUGGAGUUGAAGAAAGGUUCAAAGCCUCAGUUUUCUUUUUGUCCACAUUGUAAUUUAAACAAUUUAAUACUUUUUAUACUUUUUUUGUUUUGUCAAUAAAAGCCAAUUUUCUUUA